GAUGGCUACCACGACAUCGAGCAUGUUGUCUGGUCGUGUAUCCGGUUCCAUGCUGCUCGCUCUCAGCUCUCUAGAGCACUGAGAGCACAAGGCAGACAAUCGGAUAUCCCCGUCCGGGAUAUCUUAGGUAGCCGGGAUCCUGAUCAUCUGCUUCAUCUAUACCUGUUCCUCAGAAACGCCGAUGUCAACGUUUAAUGAUGUUUCCUUCGUUGUGUCCCCGUUUCAUAUCCCUCCUAUCCGAUCGAUAAACUUUUACUUAGUCGCGGCAAUACAUACACACACUCUUUACAGAUGCACGGGCCGAAGGUUGUGCAGUCCACUGAUCAUUCAACAAGAGCCAAAGGUUGUACCGCUCAUGACAACUCUACACGAACUGAUGAUUGCGCCGGCUAGUGACCAUUCUAUCCUGGAUUCCUCGAGUCGAGAAAUACGCACUACGCUAGAUAUGGGGUACAGACUAGGGAGCGUUGCUGAUUAAUGGUCAGCUGCAUCCCAAUAGGAAGUAGCCCGUGUCGGGCACACGUAUAGAGCAUCGAAAACUGCAACAUACCAAUUAUGAGAACACUUGUAAUACUAACCUCGAGCCAACCGCGAGUAAUCGGUUACAUAUUACUAACAUAGUUGUAAGACAAAAAUUGUCAAAAUAUUGGACUCCCGGCCCCGUCAGACUAACGCCACAUGUGCCUUAAUAAAAAAUAUAUUUUGGAAAAAAAAAAGAAUAUACCCUAGAAAGGACAUUUCUAAAAUCCCAUUUUUUACCGAGUUAUUGCCCUUUUUAUGAUCCUCUAUCCUCGUCCUCGACACAAAACUUCAAACUUUGUGGGAAAAGAGAAAAACCACAAGGUGUGAAAUCAUGUGAAUACGGCAGACGAUUUAGGAACUAGACGCGAUAUCGAGUUAACAAUUAAUGUGAUUUCAGUGAUUUGUGACUAGGUGCAUUUUUAAAAUAGUCCAAUUCGUCGAAUUCGACGGACUCUGGCCAGCAAAUUCUUCAAAAUUUUGAGAUAAUCAAAAUUUUGAGAUAAUCAGAUUUUGAGAUAAUCAAAAUUUUGAGAUAAUCUCCAUCGAAACCCAGUUGAGACACUGUGUAUGAUACCCAAUGUCUGCAUACGAAAAUGUUGAUUGUUUUAAUUCGGAAAUCAUAAGUUUGGUGUCCUUGUUAAGCCUCGUGUCCAAUUCAAUUCUGUUUCGAUUGCAUGAAAAUAUAGAAAAAAAUAUCAAUUAUAGCUACAGUACUUGUACGCUAACUGGGCUGAAAAGGCAGCUCGAAUUCCACUCGCUAACUGGGCAGACAUGUCAAACGUCAAAUGAAACUGAGGGAAAGUUCAAUUAAUUGUCCAUUGUUAAACAUCGUAAGAAAGGUUUCCACAAAAAUUUCAUGCUAUUUAAUGAAGUGUUUUUGUCAUGCGAAAAUGAUGUCAAUCUCAGAUUUUUUGGCAGCAAAACUUCAAAUUCGAUAUAUUACUGAAAACAGCUAACUGGGCCUAGUUUAAGAGCAGUCCAGUUAAAGUACGCCCAGUUAGCGAACGACUACUUUUUCUCGAAUUAAUCGUUCCAUUAUCAUUUGAUAUUAUUUAUUUCAAUUAUGGAAGUAUUUUGUUUUUUACAUUUUCUUCACCUUGAACUUUCAACAACACAAACCGAUGUCCAAAAAUUACAGAACCGUCCACGAGAGGCGCUUCUAAAAUGAGCAGUGAUUCCGAAUUAUAUGUUAUAAGAUCUUAAAUGCUGCUUGUGUCAAUAACAAAAUGUGUGUCAGUGGCGUCGAGUGGAGCUUUAGCACCCGGGUCGAAGUGUCUUGUUCACCCCCACCCUCUUCGCUAUUUGUAUAUGACAUAUGCCGGAUGGCGAAGUAUUCAUAAUUUUAUAUACGAUCAUAAUUUAAUGAUCAUCAUAAUAUAUAAAUCAUAAUUUUAUAUACGAGCACAUUCGUCGUUGCGGUAGUUCAAUUAUGAUAAUGUGGGUCUGCGGUGGGGAUCAGGUGGGAACCUGAUCGUAUUGUUAAGCAUACACAGUCCAGAGAAGAAAAACAAGUGCCACGCGCCAACUUUUCUCGGAAAUGAUCGCCUAGCAAAAUAUUUCAGUGUGUACCAGGUAAUAGCAUACAGAAUGGUCAACUUCCCCAGAUUCUGUUGGGGUUGUUAUUGUUCUAUGCACUAAAUUAGCAUUGGUGAUUUGACGGUGUGGUGUAAUCAUAUGCGCAUACGGUCAUCACUUUCGCUGCUGCUGUCCAUUGCUGCUUUCUUGCAGCCCUCUGUUUGACGCAAGCUUUAACGCAUUUCCCAUUUCAAUUCUGGCUGAACAAAAAUAUAUUUCAACAUGCAAAUCCUAACCUUGCCUAAUUCUUGCAAGUGUUAUUUUCGGCGGGACCUUGGCAGGAAAGCCUGCCACCCUACCUGCAAUUUACAGUGAUUUUCGGCGCCACUAUCCUCCGAUUGUGGAGCAGCGUAUCGGUGUUCUGCUAUUACCCAUUCAAUGCAAAUUGGGGGUGCCGGACGCGCGCGGUCUAUAACAAUCCGCGAUAUAAAACAGUGCGCUUUUCAAAACAGCCUAUCAGUUCCCAUUUUGGCUCCUAAUUGCUUGCGCAAGGUGAAUUGUAUUUUUUUUCUCUUUGGACGCGAUGGUUUGCGAUGGUAGUUCUGAUUUUGGUUCGGUCGAUCUGGAUGAGUGCGUGGUGAUCGCGGGUAUGUCUGGCCGCUUCCCGCGGACAGACAACAUGCGUGAGUAUGCGGACUAUCUGUUCAACAAGCACGACUGCGUGGACGACGAAGAGUCCCGCUGGCCGCACACAAUGCCCGAGGUUCCGCGACGUUCGGGAAAGAUUAACAAUCUGGACAGGUUCGAUCGGGAAUUUUUUGGACUCAGUCGUAAUUUGAGCAACGCGAUGGAUCCCCAGCUGCGGAUGCUGAUGGAGCAUACGUACGAGGCGAUCCUGGAUGCGGGCGUGAAUCCGGAGACGCUGCGUGGUUCGCGCACGGGAGUUUUCUCGGCGAUAUGUUUCUCCGAAACCGAGGCGACGAUGCUGAUGCGGGUUUGUCCGGUGAAGGGGUACGGGAUGUUGGGAUGUGCACGAUCGCAACUGUCAAACAGGAUCUCCCACACGUUUGAUUUCACCGGUCCCUCUAUGGUCGUAGACACGGCUUGCAGUAGUUCUAUGUAUGCCUUCAACCUUGCUCGCAGAUGUAUUUUGAGUGGAGAGUGUGACGCAGCGAUCGUGGCGGGAGUAAACCUUUGUUUGCAGCCCUACAUUACGUACCAAUUUGCUUUGCUUGGUGUCUUAGCUAAAGAUGGCUAUGCUAAGCCCUUCGAUGCUAACGCUUGUGGAUACACUCGGAGUGAGGCCGUUUGCGCCGUGUUUCUACAAAAGGCAAGGGACGCAAAUCGAAUCUACACUCAUAUACUCACCAGUAAAACCAAUUGCGAUGGGUUUAAGCCUGAAGGUAUCGCUUACCCUUCCGGUAAGCUGCAGGGUAAAAUGUUGAAGGAGGCGUACGGCGAAAUCUCGGUGGAUCCGUCGACGAUCUCUUUCAUGGAAGCUCACAGUACUGGGACGAUCGUGGGAGACCCGGAAGAGUGCGAUGCAAUAGACAAGAUCUUCUGUACCAACCGUGAUCGUCCUCUGCCGAUAGGUUCGGUCAAAUCAAACAUGGGACAUGGGGAAGCAGCUGCCGGGUUGGCUUCGAUCGUGAAAUGUGUGUUUGCACUCGAGAGCGGUAUAAUCCCACCCAAUAUUAAUUUCACAACUGUUCGGACGGACGUACCGGCAUUGGUUGCCGGGCGCUUGCAAGUUGUGAGUGAUCCUCAACCUCUCGAGGGAACCCUUGUUGGGGUAAACUCGUUCGGUUUCGGCGGAGCCAACGGACACACCCUGUUGCGUCGUCAUAUGAAACAGAAAGUGGAGUGCGGGGUUCCACAAGAUGAUAUCCCUCGUUUGGUGAUAUGGUCAGGCCGAACUCAGCGAUCGGUUGAAGUUAUGUUCGAGGAUAUCGCACAGCGGGCUCUGGAUGGCGAGUUUAUCUCACUGAUGUACAAUGUUCAGAGACAUCGAACUCCAGCUCAUCGCUAUCGCGGAUUUGCGAUCUUCAGCAAGCAGGGAACGGAGAAACCCAUUGUGGAACUUUCUAAAAUUGAGCGUAUUGCUCUUGAUAUCGCGCCACUAGUAGUGGUUUUCCCAGGUAUUAAUUUACGCUGGAAAGAGGACCUAGAUUCACUCUAUCAGUUCCCACAAGUUCGUCUAACGGUGGCCAAGUGCUGCUCGGUGUUGAAUAACAUCGGCUAUAACUUCUACCAGGUCGAAGACGCCCAAACGGAUAUUUUGAAACUGAUUAUUGGAUCAACAGUACUACAGUUGGCCUAUGUUGAUCUGUUGAAUGCAAUUGGGGUAACCAUAAGUGCCUUCGGGGGUCACUCUAUAGGCCAGUUCACGUGUGCAUACCUUGACCAGUGUCUAACGCUGGAUGAAACGGUCAAACUUGCCUAUGCACACGGAAAAAUAUUCGCCGAAUAUAACGUCAAACUAUCGCACAACGCAUUUCUCGAGCUGGGCGCCAAACGUCCGGCGCCACCCUUAUCCUUCGAUGGAUUUGCUCACGAGAAAACCUUAGCAUCGCGCUAUGGCAUCGUCGGGGGACCUCUGAGUUCAACCCGUACCGUUGUCGACCAGCUGAAGUCACGCGGUUCCAUCGCAGAGCAUCUGCCUUUCGUGAGCUUACGCUGCGACAAAGAGUUUGUCGAAGAGUUGGCGGAACAGCUGGAACACAUCGUUCGGAACAUUGUUCCGAACCAAGCACGGACCUCCUCGCGAUGGUAUAGCGCGAAAUCCUCAUCUCUGUUCACGUCCGCAGCUGUACACGAAUCAACCUCCAUCGUUCAUCUGCUGGAGCGAAUUCCCAGCAAUUGUCGAUUGCUGGUGGCGCUCACCGAACAGCAGUCGAUGGAAUUGGUUGUGAAGCGUCUGAAUCGGACCAUCAGGUGUCUGACCGGCGAUCAGCAACCGGAGAAUUCCGUCAUGAAUGUUUUGUCCACACUGGGGCAGUUGUACCUAUCCCAGCAUGACUUGAAUCUACUCAAUCUGUAUCCUCCAGUGGAGUUUCCCGUUUCGCAAGGUACCAGUAUGAUAUCUCCGUUGAUAAAGUGGGACCACCGGGAGUCGUGUAUGGUUGCACGGUUCGAGUUUUGUUCUGCCAGAAGUUCAACGGUUCAAAAGUACAAAAUUUCUUUAUCUGAUAAGGAGUUUCAGUAUAUCACGGGGCACUGUAUUGACGGAAGGAUUCUGUAUCCGGCAACUGGAUAUUUAUGGUUAGUUUGGGAUCUGAUGGCUAACUCGGGUCGCCUGAAUUUAGUUAGUUGUCCGAUAGAGUUUAGCGAAGUUCAGUUCAUACAGGCAGCCUCGUUGACGAGAGCUCAGCCGAUCUCACUGACCGUUAUGUUGCAAAAGGUGUCUGGAAGGUUCGAGAUCAUGGACGGUACAACGCCCUUGGUGGUCGGUUAUGCCCGGCAGCUUGAAGAUUCUUUCACCGGUUUUCCACCCUGCGAGAAGAGGGAAUCGCAAACCACACUGCUAACCAAAGAUUUCUACAAAGAACUACGACUUCGGGGCUAUCAUUACAACGGGUUGUUCAAAUCGGUACUUGAAGCUGCCAACGAUGGAUCUUCGGCGAAGAUCGAGUGGAAGGGGAAUUGGGUGCCCUUCUUGGAUUCAGUACUCCAGAUCGGUAUCAUCGCAGUCGAUUCGCGAUCUCUGAUGGUCCCGACUGCCAUCGAGAGCUUGACGAUUUACCCACAGCAACAUCUUUCCCUAAUGUCUCGGGAUGCGGAAGAACGAGACUUCUUUGAGGUUAAAAACUGCGCCAUAACCAAUUCCUCCACGUGUGGAGCCGUACGCAUCACUGGCGUUCGAGUUAACAUCAUUGGCAGGCGCAAUCCUCCGGGUGUGCCUGUGCUGGAGACCUACCAGUUCAUUCCGUAUCAUCCAACCACGGAAAUGUCCAUGCUGGAAACUGUACGAAUGUGUGUUCAAAUCGCGCUGGAGAACAAUCCAACUAAUAAACUGAAUUGUGUCGAGAUCUAUGAAGAGGACACUACCGUGCUGCUGCCAUUCUUCGGUGAAGCCGCUGCUGAUCUCCCUCUGAUUAAUCCAACGCUAACGCUGCUAAGCGCUAAAGAAUUGGACAUCCCGAACGUAACAAUCAAAGACGAGAAACUGUACGAACAAUCAAACCUACAGUUUCUAGUGUGCAACAAUAACCUGAGCGAUGCCGCCUUUCUACGGGAUGCCUUAACCAGCCUGACCCUCACCGGGCACCUGGUCAUCCGAAGCGAUCGCGAUCAACCGUUCCAUGUUCCUUCCAAGUUGAAUCAGAUCGCCAGUUUUCCUGUGGAAAACAAUCAAACCCUCUGGCUGCUGCAAGUCGAACCAGUCAGGGAACCCCCGGCGGUGAUUCGAGUCCGCUCGGAUGACACCAACUUCGAUUGGUUACAGGAGCUGAAGGCCACAAUCAAAACAAAGUCGGUUCUGCUGUACACCCAGGAUGAUCCGACGUCCGGUAUCAUCGGGCUGGUGAAUUGCAUCAUUAGGGAGCCCAAAACGAACGGUGUUCAGUGUUUCUUUGUGGAUGACCCAAAUGCCCCCGCGUUUUCCCUAGAUGAUCCCUUCUACAAGCAGCAGAUCGGUUUGAAUAUGGCCAUCAACGUCUAUCGGGACGGAACCUGGGGAAGCUAUCGUCACUUGUUACUGCAGAAUAAGCCUAAGGUUGAGGCCAUCAGCAACCAUUGCUAUGCAAACUGUUUGACCAAGGGUGAUUUGUCAACGUUGACCUGGGUCAACGGUUCCAUGAAUGUUGCCCCACCUAAAGGCGAACUAAUUCGGGUUGUCUACAGUGCUUUGAACUUCCGAGACGUAAUGGUUGCGACCGGUAGAAUCUCCUCGGAUGUGCUAUACGUUGAUCGACUGGAGGAGGAGUGUCUUCUUGGAAACGAAUACUCGGGUGUCUCCGUUAAUGGUCGACGUGUGAUGGGUGUGCUAUCAUCGGGAUCGAUGGCAACUUUGGUUGAGUGCGAUCCGCAGCUAACGUGGACCAUCCCCGACAGUUGGAGUCUGGAAGAUGCCGCCACAGUUCCGGUAGUCUACGGUACGGUGUACAUGGCGUUCUUCGUUUGUGCUCACAUAAAGAAGGGGAAGUCGAUCUUGAUCCACGCCGGCAGUGGAGGAGUUGGUUUGGCUGCAAUCCAGGUGUGUCUCACGUACGGGUUGGAGGUUUUCACCACCGUCAGCACUGCCGAAAAGAGGGACUUCAUCAUGGAAAGAUAUCCUCAGCUCAAGAGGGAGAAUAUUGGCAACUCGAGGGAUAUCUCGUUUGAGCAUAUGAUCAAGCUGAGAACGGGAGGGCGAGGCGUGGACUAUGUGCUGAACUCGCUAGCCGAGGAGAAACUUCAGGCCUCUAUAAGGUGCCUGGGAAGGAACGGACACUUCCUGGAGAUAGGCAAAUAUGACAUGGCUAAAAAUUCGCAGAUUGCGAUGCAGCUGUUCCAGAAAGGGUUAACCUUCACCGCCGUGAUGUUGGACGCCAUGUUCAAAGGGGAAUUCUCAGAAAAACAGCGUCUCCAUGCCCUGCUGACGACAGACAUUAACAAAGGUUUUAUCCGACCGUUGAACACAACGGUGUAUCCGGCGGUAGAGAUCGAGAAGGCGUUCCGUUUCCUUGCCAGCGGCAAGCACAUGGGAAAAAUUCUGCUUCGUAUUCGCGAGCAGGAAGGGGACAUGCAGACCGUACCGAUUGCCCAUCUUCCGAGGGUUUAUUGCAACCCGAACCACACCUACAUCAUCAUAGGUGGUCUUGGAGGGUUCGGACUGGAGCUGGCAGACUGGUUGGUACUGCGAGGCUGCCGGAAACUGGUACUCAGCUCCAGCCGAGGUAUCACGAAACCUUACCAAGAAUUCAGGAUCAAACUAUGGAACAGCUAUGGCGUUCGAACGGUUGUGACCACAGCGGACAUAACAACGCCCGACGGCUGCAAACAACUCAUUCAGCAGGCCGCCGAACUCGGUCUGGUGGUUGCCAUCUUCAAUCUGGCGGUCCAACUGCGCGAUUGCAUUCUUGAAAACCAAACGGUACAAACGUUCACCGAAUGUUUUGCGCCGAAGGCGAAUGCUACGACGUAUUUGGAUGAUGUGAGCCGACAGCUGUGUCCGAACCUACGGUACUUCGUGGUGUUUUCGAGUGUGUCCUGUGGGCGAGGCAACGCCGGCCAGAGCAACUACGGUAUGGCGAAUUCCGUCAUGGAGCGGAUCAUCGAGAAGCGAGUGGCGGAUGGAUUGCCCGGUAAGGCCAUCCAAUGGGGUGCCGUGGGUGAGGUCGGUAUCGUUGCGGAUUUGGCCGAGGAUAAGGUGGACAUGGAGAUUGGAGGUACGCUGCAGCAGCGAAUUUCGUCUUGUCUGCAGGUGCUGGAUAAUCUGCUGUUGAACGAUAACCCGAUCGUGGCGUCCAUGGUUGUGGCUGAGAAGCGGGCUGGGAGUGGCAGUCGAAACAUCAUCGAAGCAGUAAUGAACAUCAUGUGUAUUCGCGAUUUGAAGUCCAUUUCCAUGGAUAGUACACUGGCGGAUAUCGGCAUGGACUCACUGAUGGCAGUAGAGAUCAAGCAAGUGUUGGAGAGGGACUUCGACAUGUCAUUAUCUCCACAAGAGUUGCGGACUUUAACAUUCUUGAAACUACAAAAAUUGGCGGACGAGAAAAAGAUCCGUGACGAAGCUAAGGAUGGUCAUGAACCAGAGAAAGUCGUCAUUGGAUUCGAAAUGUUACUUAGGAAUUUGGGAGAUGAAAAGUUUUGCGAUGAGGUGGUUUUGCGACUACCUUCACUAGCGGAAGAUGGUCGACCCAUUUUGAUUAUCCCGGGUUUGGAAGGAGUGGCAGGAAAAGUGUGGCACACCAUUGCAAGCGGGAUAAAUGCUCCCGUUUUCAUUUUACAAACAUUGGUAGCUGCAGAUCAUCACAGUAUACCCGAGAUGGUUGACCUGAUAAUGGAGGAGCUUUGCGAUAAAGUGUUCCAAGACUUCAACGAUUAUUCGAUUGUGGCUUACUCCUUCGGAUCGUAUAUUGCGCUGGAACUUGCGAGAAGACUACAGAGCAGAAAUAUCUCGGGAAAACUAUUGUUAAUCGAUGGUUCCCCGGCACUCCUUUAUCAGCUUUCAUUGGAAUAUUUAGGGGAAAACCCUCCAGACGCACUGAUCGAGAAAUUCCUAAUGGCGGGUAUCAUCUCACUUGUGCUACCAAAUCAACCGCCAGAGAAAGUGUACUCCAUCAUGGAGGUCCCAACGUACGAAGCUCAAAUCGAGAAACUUAUCGAGGUGGGGAAAGAUAAGGCGGAUUACACGCCAGAUUACACCCGAAGAAUUUCCAGAGCGCUGUUCAACCGCUGCAAACUCGUUUGUCGGCCAGACGCUGCGAACGGGGCAAAAUUAAAUUUGCCGAUUGUCCUGGCAAGAGCAUCGGAAGCAUCCACUUCGAACAUUGGGGAAGACUAUGGGCUGUCGGGUCACACGACGGGGCUCGUAUCGAUUAGAACGGUGAGUGGUACUCACAUGACGAUGCUGGAAAAUCCGGAACUCAUAGAAAUCAUAAAUAGCGUUAAUGUGUAGAUGUAGUUUGUAAAAGAAAAUAAAGAGGUGUUUUUUCUUGCUGGUUAAA
Messenger RNA from Toxorhynchites rutilus septentrionalis, 9683 nucleotides. RefSeq names its product fatty acid synthase-like. Gene Ontology annotation, molecular function: phosphopantetheine binding; fatty acid synthase activity; 3-oxoacyl-[acyl-carrier-protein] synthase activity. NCBI's taxonomy places the organism in Eukaryota, Metazoa, Arthropoda, Insecta, Diptera, Culicidae. Gene Ontology annotation, biological process: fatty acid biosynthetic process. The transcript has 6 exons. Bases 2621 to 9634 code for a protein of 2337 amino acids. The record is from RefSeq and is a predicted model, not a curated record.